CGUCCAUCGUUAGGCUUCACAUACCAUCGCAACGCGUCUCUGCAGUGAUCACCUGCCUUACAUCCAAAUCUCCGGUUUGCUAUCAUUGUUUCGAGCUCAAAUCCGCUUUCUCCGACUCUCUUCCGCAUCAAAAUGGCCUCUGAGCUUUGUCCCGUCUAUGCGCCAUUCUUUGGCUCCCUUGGCUGCACUUCAGCCAUUGUUUUCACUUGCUUUGGAGCUGCUUAUGGAACCGCUAAAGCGGGUGUCGGUGUCUGCUCCAUGGGUGUCCUCCGCCCCGACCUGAUUGUUAAAAACAUCGUUCCUGUCGUCAUGGCUGGUAUUAUCGGUAUCUACGGGCUGGUCGUGUCCGUCCUUAUCGCAAACAACCUCGGCCAGAAGGUUCCCCUCUACACAGCGCUUGUCCAGCUGGGAGCUGGUCUUGCGGUCGGUCUUGCUGGUUUGGCUGCUGGUUUCGCCAUUGGUAUUGUCGGAGACGCCGGUGUCCGCGGAACGGCUCAACAGCCAAGACUCUACGUCGGAAUGAUUCUUAUUCUCAUUUUCGCUGAAGUUCUGGGUCUUUACGGUCUCAUCGUUGCCCUUCUCAUGAACUCCCGUGCCACCCUCGAGGCCAGCUGCUAGGAAUUUGAAGCACGCCCUAUGCCUUUGACGCCGCUAGCGCACGUCAGCAGGCCUAACGGUUGGUGAUUUUGUAUACGGAGCAUUUAAGCACCCGAACUCAGACUCGUGAACGUACCUUAUAUGACAUUCGGUUGCGCUUAACCUGGAGGGUUUCCCUCCAAGUUCAGACUUGCAACAUCUUGAUUGGGGAAUGGGGAAGCCGUUGGAUUUCUACACCUGGCAAUUAUACCACCACGCCUAGCCUGCAUACUUAUAGGCUAGAUCAAAGUGGAAAGCUUAUCGUAGAUACAUUGCAUGAUUUGCGGAA
This is a messenger RNA of Aspergillus nidulans FGSC A4, 925 nucleotides long. RefSeq names its product H(+)-transporting V0 sector ATPase subunit c. Gene Ontology annotation, biological process: proton transmembrane transport. Gene Ontology annotation, cellular component: membrane; proton-transporting two-sector ATPase complex, proton-transporting domain; proton-transporting V-type ATPase, V0 domain. Gene Ontology annotation, molecular function: proton transmembrane transporter activity; proton-transporting ATPase activity, rotational mechanism. Bases 133 to 618 code for a protein of 161 amino acids. The transcript is spliced from 6 exons. The record is from RefSeq and is a predicted model, not a curated record. Lineage: Eukaryota; Fungi; Ascomycota; Eurotiomycetes; Eurotiales; Aspergillaceae.